CUCUGCCACUCUACGUAGGACUCUCAUCCUGUCUGCAGAAGACCUGAGAGAUUGCUUUAGCAGUGGAUGAGUGGGAGAUUUAUUCAUCUGUGACCAUUUUGUUGUGGUUCUUCUGAGUGUUGCUGCUGUGAGACGUUACAACCAUGGCUUCUACUGGAACUUUCCGUAUGGUAUCGGAGGAGGAGCAGGCCAUGAGGGCAAAGCUGGAGCACCUGACAGUAAAGGAUCAUGGGUCAGUGUUUGGACCGUGUCACAAACUACCUGGCCAUACUGUGCAGAAGGCAAAGGAUGAGCUGCAUGAGACAGAUGAAAGACGGGCGUCAUCACUGAAAGAUCUACGGGCCAUGAUAAAAGAGAGGGCAUCGGAGGGGGACGACUUGGCCAAACUAGUGCAGGAACGCUUUGGGGACAAACCGGACUCUUUGUUGGUUCGCUUUCUCAGAGCACGAAAAUUUGAUGUCUCCAGAGCCCAUGAGCUCAUGAAAGGUUAUGUACGCUUCAGGAAGGAUUAUCCAGAGCUCUUUGAGAACCUCACUCCUGAAGCAGUCCGCAGUACCAUAGAGGCUGGAUACCCAGUAGUUCUGCCAAUCAGAGACAAAUAUGGCCGUGUGGUCCUGCUCUUCAACAUUGAAGGCUGGGACCUGGAGGAGAUCACAUUUGAUGAGGUGCUGAGAGCAUACUGUGUUAUCCUGGAGAAGCUGCUUGAAAACGAAGAGACUCAGAUCAAUGGCUUUGUCCUGAUAGAGAACUUUAAAGGCUUUACUAUGCAGCAUGCCUCAGGAAUAAAGACCGCAGAGCUCAAAAAGAUGGUGGACAUGCUACAGGACUCCUUUCCUGCCCGUUUCAAGGCGGUCCAUGUUAUUCACCAGCCCUGGUAUUUCACCACCACCUACAAUGUGGUUAAACCCUUCAUGAAGGCCAAACUGUUGGAACGGGUCUUCGUUCACGGGGAAGAGCUGGACGGCUACUUUAAAGAAUUUGAUGCAAGCAUUCUGCCUUCAGAUUUCGAUGGAAAAGCCCCAGUGGCUGACUGCCAAGCCAUUGCCACCCAGCUUUUUGGCUCUGAAGACACUGCGCUCUGAAGGAACAUAUAUUCAUACCUGGAAAAGGAACUAUGUGGAAUAUGUUGAAGUUAGAUUUGUUUUUGUUUUUUCCAAAUUCAGACGUAUAAGAGCAUGAAAGAAGGGGGCAUUCUGCAGAUAAGAAUGAGAUAAUAAUAGUGGGGGAAAUUAUGUGUAGAUAUAAAUAAGAAUAAGUGUUAGCUUUUUUGUACUCCGUGAUACCCUUACAAUUCGUUGCUGAGGAAGGAAAAUAUAUUUGGGGGAAUUAUGACUCAGUCAACAUUUCGUAUUAACUGGUUGGAUGCUGUCUGCCUAAAAACUAACCAUGGUGAAUACAGAUGUUGCUGUCUCUCUGAUUGCUGUGCCUUACACUUUUCAGUUUGACUUUAUGAACAGUAUGCAUAGUAUAAAGGGGGAUGGAUCUGCCUUAGAUCAAUGAUUCAAGAUUAUUGUGGUGCCUUUGGAAAUUUCCAUUUGUCAGCAGCCUUUUUUCAUUUGAUCAAAUGUGAUGCAUGAUUAAAAUGCCCUCUGUUUUAUCUAAUGUCCUCUGUUUGCUUCAUUCACCUAAACAAGGAUUUGUUAGAAUUGAUGCGCAUGUGUCUGUAGUUCUGUUAAAGAUCUUUUUUAUCCUUUGUUUGUAUUUCAUUAACUUGAAAUAGCA
Messenger RNA from Cyprinodon variegatus (sheepshead minnow), 1722 nucleotides. It is a transcript of the gene rlbp1a, whose product is annotated as retinaldehyde-binding protein 1-like. The record is from RefSeq and is a predicted model, not a curated record. Gene Ontology annotation, molecular function: phosphatidylinositol bisphosphate binding. NCBI's taxonomy places the organism in Eukaryota, Metazoa, Chordata, Actinopteri, Cyprinodontiformes, Cyprinodontidae. The coding region runs from base 144 to 1082 and encodes 312 amino acids. Gene Ontology annotation, cellular component: membrane. The transcript has 8 exons.